Molecule: messenger RNA, 1338 nt
Organism: Blepharisma stoltei
Lineage: Eukaryota; Ciliophora; Heterotrichea; Heterotrichida; Blepharismidae
Source: the annotation of a GenBank genome assembly
AUGUGGGUUCACCUUCUUUUAAUAGGAACAGCCCUGAGUGCACCUUUAGCUGAUUUAGUAAAAAAUCGUCCAGGGCUCCCAGCAGACUCUCCACCUAAUUUCGAUACAUAUUCUGGUUAUCUUAACAUUCCUAACUCAAAUGGAAAAUCAUUACAUUACAUCCUCGUUGAAAGUCAAAAUAACCCAGCGACUGAUCCUUUGCUACUAUGGCUUAAUGGAGGCCCAGGCUGUUCUUCACUAGACGGCUUUAUCUAUGAGCAUGGCCCUUAUGUAUUUCCAGACGAAGGCACUACUCUUUUUAAAAAUCAAUGGUCUUGGAAUACCAAUGCUAGUGUCAUCUACCUUGAAGCACCAGCUGGGGUGGGCUGGUCCGUUAUGGGAGACCUUUCUAACAAUAGCACAGACGAUGAAAUCACUGCCCACGACAGCCUUCAAGCAAUUUUACAAUUUUUCAGGAAAUUCCCUGAAUACAGAUACCACGAUUUUUACAUCUCAGGAGAAAGCUAUGCAGGCAUUUAUGUCCCUACGCUAGCAUACAAUGUCCUUAUGUAUAACAACUAUAGUCCUCACAAUAGCAUUAACCUAAAAGGCAUUGCUGUUGGAAAUGGAAUUACAGAUUGGAAUGUGGACUCUACCCCAGCCUUUAUGAAACUAGCCUGGACCCAUGCUCUUAUUGGCUAUGAAUGGUAUGAAAAAUUAGUCGCUGAUUGUGACAAUCUCAAUGACUGGAGCAGUGAAGCCUGCAAUAAUGACGUUUAUUAUAUAGAAGCCACUCUUCUAAACAAUAUUAAUAUUUAUGAUGUAUAUGGCCCUUGCAUUUAUCAUAACUCGACACAAGCACAGCUGGACAAUAAUAGAUACCUGAAAUUUGUAUUAGAUCAAAAUCCAAAUUUGGGAAUAAUCCCUCCAUGCUGUGCAUGGCAAGGCGCUUAUGAGUAUCUCCAAAGCCAAGCUGUAAGGACUGCUUUUAAUAUACCGAAUAGUGUACAGCAGUGGACUUUUUGUGUGAAUUUGGACUAUCAGGAUGACUAUCUUCAUGGCUCAGUCUAUAUAUAUCCUUACUUGAUACGUGCAGGGCUACGAAUUUUGGUCUACUCAGGAGAUGUCGAUGGGUCAGUACCAUUUAUAGGGACAAGGGAAUGGAUUAACAGCUUAAAUUUAGAUGUGAAACAAAGUUAUGCUUCUUGGUAUGUUGAUGAACAAGUCGCUGGAUAUUAUAUAGAAUAUGAAGGGCUGACUUGGGUAACUGUAAAAGGAGCAGGACAUAUGGUGCCACAGUGGAAAAGACCUCAAGCUUGGCAUAUGAUUAAUUCUUUCUUAAGUGGAGUUUCACCAUAA